AUGGCGUCCCAAACCCCAGCCGUUGUCAUGGACAACGGUACUGGAUAUUCGAAGCUUGGUUUCGCCGGUAACGACUCGCCUUCGUUCGUCUUCCCUACCGCGAUUGCCAACAAGACCGGUGCCGGAGGGUCUUCCAGCAGACCCGCCGUUGGAAACAAACCAUCGUUCCUGUCUGGUGGUGGUGGUGGGGCAAGCUCCAACCUGUCAGUGAAGCGUGGUGCAGAGGACUUGGAUUACUCUAUCGGAGAUGAAGCUUUGGCUGCUGCCAACGGUCCUGGAUACGACCUGAAGUAUCCGAUUCGUCAUGGUCAGAUUGAGAAUUGGGACUCGAUGGAACGGUUCUGGUCGAAGUCGAUCUUCAAGUACCUCCGGGUUGAGCCCGAGGACCAUUACUUCCUUCUUACUGAACCACCCCUGAAUCCCCCCGAGAACCGUGAGAACACCGCCGAGAUCAUGUUCGAGUCGUUCAACUGCGCCGGUCUCUACAUCGCGGUCCAGGCCGUCCUUGCGCUGGCUGCAUCCUGGACGUCCUCGAAAGUGACCGAUCGAUCCCUGACCGGAACUGUCAUCGACUCGGGUGACGGUGUGACCCAUGUUAUCCCCGUCGCGGAAGGCUACGUCAUCGGAUCCUCCAUCAAGAGUAUACCUAUUGCCGGUCGAGACAUCACCUACUUCGUGCAGAGCUUGCUUCGUGACCGUGGCGAGCCGGAUAGCAGCUUGAAGACCGCAGAGAAGGUCAAGGAGGAAUACUGUUACGUCAGCCCCGACAUUGUUAAGGAAUUUGCCCGCUACGACCGCGAGCCCGACCGCUUCCUGCAGCACACCGUAACCUCGCCCAACGGCCGAACAGUGAACAUCGACAUUGGGUACGAACGGUUCCUGGCCCCCGAAAUCUUCUUCAACCCCGAAAUCUAUUCGUCCGACUUCCUGACCCCCCUGCCGACCGUCGUCGACGGCGUUAUCCAAUCCUCCCCGAUUGAUGUUCGGAGAGGUCUUUACAAGAACAUUGUUCUGUCCGGAGGAUCGACCCUAUACAAGGACUUUGGCCGGCGUUUACAGCGUGAUAUCCGUCACUUGGUGGAUGCUCGUAUCCGUGCUUCGGAGGCACGCAGUGGAGGAGCCCGGAGUGGUGGUUUGGAUGUGGCCGUCGUCACACACAAGCGGCAGAGGCACGGUCCCUGGUUCGGAGGUAGCUUGCUUGGCCAGACGCCUGAAUUCCGGAGUUACUGCCACACCAAGGCAGAGUACGACGAGAUUGGUCCCAGCAUUGUCCGCAGAUUCGCUUUGCUUGGUGGCCCUGGUACUUAG
Messenger RNA from Aspergillus chevalieri, 1308 nucleotides. RefSeq names its product actin-related protein 3 (gene ARP3). Gene Ontology annotation, biological process: Arp2/3 complex-mediated actin nucleation. NCBI's taxonomy places the organism in Eukaryota, Fungi, Ascomycota, Eurotiomycetes, Eurotiales, Aspergillaceae. Bases 1 to 1308 code for a protein of 435 amino acids. The record is from RefSeq and is a predicted model, not a curated record. Gene Ontology annotation, cellular component: Arp2/3 protein complex; actin cortical patch. Gene Ontology annotation, molecular function: actin filament binding. The transcript has 4 exons.